Molecule: messenger RNA, 2028 nt
Organism: Arachis ipaensis
Lineage: Eukaryota; Viridiplantae; Streptophyta; Magnoliopsida; Fabales; Fabaceae
Product: O-fucosyltransferase 16
Source: RefSeq, a predicted model, not a curated record
CAAAGAGCAACUGAGGAAGCCAAGCGGCGAGAGAGAGAGAGAGAGGAGCCUAUGGCGCUUCAGCGGCGGCGCCACAACAAUUACCAACGCAUUCGCAUCCGCCUCUUGAUUCCUCUGAUUUCAGGCGUCGCCGCUGCUCUUCUGGUUCUCUUCUCUCUCCUUUCCAUUCUGGCUCCUUCCCCCAACGACACCGAUCAUCUGCGCCACUUCUACACCUCCUCGCUUAACGCUCCGCCGGAUGAUGCAAUUACAACUCCCGUUUUCCGCGUUCCGAGAGGUGGAGGAAAGAUGGAUCGCCAUGUCUGGAGUUCUAGAAACUCCGAACACUUCCACGGCUGCAGCGAUGCGGGCAACAAGUUUCCAAAGGCUCAAGUUAUUACACAACCUAACAGAUAUUUGAUGAUUGCAACAAGUGGAGGCUUGAAUCAACAGAGAACUGGGAUUACAGAUGGUGUUGUUGCUGCGCGUAUCUUGAAUGCUACACUUGUUAUUCCCAAAUUGGAUCAAAAAUCGUUCUGGAAAGACUCUAGUAACUUCUCAGAAAUUUUUGAUGUUGAUUGGUUUAUCUCAUACUUGUCAAAGGAUGUAAAAAUCAUCAAGCAACUCCCAAGAAGAGGUGGGAAAACAUUAUCUUCGUACAACAUGCGUGUUCCAAGGAAGUGUAAUGAAAGAUGUUACGUAAAUCGUAUAUUACCUGUACUCCUGAAAAAGCAUGCUGUUCAACUCAGCAAGUUUGACUACAGGCUUGCAAACAGGUUGGAUACAGAAUAUCAGAAACUGAGAUGUAGAGUUAAUUACCAUGCUUUAAGGUUUACCAAUCCAAUAUUUUCAAUGGGUGAAAAAUUGGUUCAUCGAAUGAGGAUGAGAAGCAAGCACUAUAUUGCAUUGCACCUAAGGUUUGAACCUGAUAUGCUUGCAUUUUCUGGAUGUGAUUAUGGUGGUGGAGAGAAGGAGCAAAAGGAACUGGGCACUAUAAGGAGGAGAUGGAAAACACUGCAUAGAAGCAAUCCUGAUAGGCAAAGGAGACAGGGGAAAUGCCCGUUAACCCCAGAAGAAGUUGGACUCAUGCUAAGAGCAUUGGGGUAUGGCUCUGAUGUUCAUAUAUAUGUUGCAUCAGGGGAAGUAUAUGGAGGGGAGGAAACAUUGGCACCUCUCAAAGCAUUGUUUCCCAAUUUCCACUCAAAGGACACCAUUGCUACGAAAGAAGAAUUAGAGCCAUUUUCUCCAUUUUCUUCUCGCAUGGCUGCACUUGACUUCAUUGUUUGUGAUGAAAGUGAUGUAUUUGUGACAAACAACAAUGGUAAUAUGGCUAAAAUAUUAGCUGGAAGAAGGAGAUACUUUGGGCACAAGCCUACCAUUCGUCCAAAUGCAAAAAAGCUCUACCGUUUGUUCUUGAACAGAAACAAUUUGACUUGGGAAGUUUUUGCUUCUAGUGUCCGUACUUUCCAGAAAGGCUUCAUGGGGGAGCCAAAGGAAGUUAGACCAGGUAGAGGUGGGUUUCAUGAGAAUCCAUCUACCUGCAUAUGCGAGGAUUCUGUAACCAAAGUGGAGAAAAUAUCUGGACCUAGAAAAUAUGGGAAGGAUAACACGAAUAGGAAAAAUGUAACAAAUAAUGAUCAGGAUGUGGAUGAUGAGUCUGAAUGGCCUGACAUGGAUGAUGAUGAAGAUCAGGGUGAUGAGAAGGGGAUGUUCAAUGAAACAAUUUCGGACUAUGAAGCUCUGAACUCUGAGGAUCCUGAGUUGGAAGAAAUUCUGUCAGAUUAGUGAAAGGUCCUUUUUAAGGACAGCUGUCUUCUUGACGCUUCCAUUGUGAUUUGUUGCCGCCUCAUGCUGCCUUCAGCUGCUGCUGCUGCUUGAGAGUUGCAUCAUAUAUAAACACAAGAAACAGAAUGAUAUAAUUAAAAAAAAAUGAAAAGGAAAAGAACUCCCAUAUGUCUUGCUCAAUACUGGCUUCGUAGGGACAUAAUUGCCUAUUUUCAUGCUGAAUGGAGUGUCUGGAUGUCAAUUUAAAUCUGAAGGGGUCCGAGA